Messenger RNA from Propithecus coquereli (Coquerel's sifaka), 2358 nucleotides. RefSeq names its product WD repeat domain, phosphoinositide interacting 2 (gene WIPI2). The coding region runs from base 244 to 1581 and encodes 445 amino acids. NCBI's taxonomy places the organism in Eukaryota, Metazoa, Chordata, Mammalia, Primates, Indriidae. The transcript has 12 exons. Gene Ontology annotation, biological process: protein localization to phagophore assembly site; nucleophagy; protein lipidation. Gene Ontology annotation, cellular component: extrinsic component of membrane; cytosol; phagophore assembly site membrane. The record is from RefSeq and is a predicted model, not a curated record. Gene Ontology annotation, molecular function: protein binding; phosphatidylinositol-3-phosphate binding; phosphatidylinositol-3,5-bisphosphate binding.
CGCCUGCGCCGUGAGAGGCUGUGCGCCGCGGGGGCGGGGCCGCGCAGGCGUGCAGGGCGUCCCGGCUCCGGAGCAUAAACAAGAGCGGGGACGGGAUGAGGCGGCGGUUGAUCCCGGGACGGCGAGCGGCGGCGGCUGAGGCGCCAAUCGGGGCCCGGCACCGAUCCUGAGCGCAGCCCGACCCGUUCUCGCACGCGCGUGCACCCGGCCGGCCCGACCCACCCGCCCGCCGCGCGCCCAGCCAUGAACCUGGCGAGCCAGAGCGGGGAGGCCGGCGCCGGCCAGCUGCUCUUCGCCAACUUCAACCAGGAUAACACGUCCCUAGCUGUUGGUAGUAAGUCCGGUUAUAAAUUUUUCUCCCUUUCUUCUGUGGAUAAGCUGGAACAGAUCUAUGAAUGCACUGAUACUGAAGAUGUGUGCAUCGUAGAAAGAUUGUUCUCAAGCAGCUUAGUGGCUAUCGUGAGCCUCAAAGCCCCGAGGAAGCUAAAGGUUUGCCACUUUAAGAAGGGAACCGAGAUCUGCAACUACAGCUACUCCAACACAAUACUGGCGGUGAAGCUCAACAGGCAGAGGCUGAUAGUAUGCCUGGAAGAGUCUCUGUACAUACACAACAUCCGGGACAUGAAGGUACUGCAUACGAUCAGAGAGACCCCUCCAAACCCUGCAGGCUUGUGUGCACUGUCAAUAAACAACGACAAUUGUUACUUGGCGUACCCAGGGAGUGCAACCAUCGGAGAGGUGCAGGUCUUUGAUACAAUUAAUUUGAGAGCUGCAAACAUGAUCCCAGCCCAUGACAGUCCUUUAGCAGCAUUGGCUUUUGAUGCAAGUGGAACCAAACUUGCCACUGCUUCUGAGAAGGGGACCGUGAUUAGGGUAUUUUCCAUUCCAGAGGGACAGAAACUCUUUGAGUUCCGGAGAGGCGUUAAGAGGUGUGUGAGCAUCUGCUCGCUGGCCUUCAGCAUGGACGGCAUGUUCCUCUCUGCGUCCAGCAACACUGAGACUGUGCACAUCUUCAAACUUGAGACUGUGAAAGAAAAACCCCUGGAGGAACCCACCACCUGGACCGGGUACUUCGGGAAGAUGCUCAUGGCGUCCACCAGCUACCUGCCUUCUCAAGUGACAGAAAUGUUCAACCAGGGCAGAGCCUUUGCCACAGUCCGCCUGCCCUUCUGCGGCCACAAAAACAUCUGUGCUCUGGCCACAAUUCAGAAGAUUCCCCGGCUGCUGGUGGGGGCCGCCGACGGGUACCUGUACAUGUACAAUCUGGACCCCCAGGAGGGGGGCGAGUGUGCCCUCAUGAAGCAGCACCGGUUGGAUGGCAGUAUGGAGACGGCCAGUGAAAUCUUAGACUCUGCCUCUCACGACUGCCCCUUAGUAACUCAGACAUACAGCACAGCUGUAGCAAAAGGUACUUACGUGCCUUCGUCUCCGACAAGACUUGGUAAGGGGCAUGACACAAACCUCGAAGCCUACACAGAUGACCUGGGUGCCGUGGGCGGUGCUUGUCUGGAGGAUGAGGCCAGCGCCCUGCGCCUGGACGAGGACAGUGAGCACCCUCCCAUGAUCCUUCGGACUGACUGAACCUGACCUGUGACCUCUGACCCUGGAAGCAGAGAACACUGGCUUGACAGAGGACUUUGUGCAUUGCUGCUAUGAACUUUGACCUGAAUUGGGGAGAGGAUGGCAGAGACUAUAAAACAAAAAGAUUGUAGUGGUAGUCUAACUCCUCCAUUCUGUUGAGAAAAUACAUCGUUUUCACUUCAGUGGCUUUUAAUCCUGCUUAUGAAUUUUAGAUUUUUGUUUGUUCUCUCUCUUUGCCAAAAUUUAACUGUUUGGUGAAGCCCUCAAAACCUCCUUGCUUUGCAUGCAUGAAUGUGCCAAGCCAGCAUAGGAGAGCUAGAAGCCACUUCAUAACAAACUGCAAUUGUUUGGUUUUUGUUAUCUGUACAUAGUGACCAGUGUGCGUAAGGAAACCGUGGCAUGGUGCAGAGUGGUUCUGGUUGUCAAGGCUGGUUCUGCAGUGACAGGUCCAAGGGCUGCCCGCUUGGGGCUCACCGGUGUGCUGGGCAGACAUCGGCCUCAGACAGGGGUCCUCUUUCCCCAGAGCCCCACUGGACCAUUCUUCUCCGUUUUAUUCUGUUAAUUAAAUUCUUUCCAAAUUGUAUUAUUCUGGGAUUUCUUCCAUGGUGGACUUUUGUUUUUGAUCUUGUUUUCCAUAUGGAUAUUGGAAGAGAGAGAGGUGGUUUCUCAUAUUAAAAACCUUUCAUUCUGACAGGAGGUGAACUUGAAAGAUUACCUGGGCUCCUUGAAGCAAAGGAAAGUGAUCUCAUUUGUAUAAUUAAAUUAUCUGUUCUUCUA